Oncorhynchus masou masou (cherry salmon) is the source of this 477-nucleotide messenger RNA. RefSeq names its product M-phase phosphoprotein 8-like. NCBI's taxonomy places the organism in Eukaryota, Metazoa, Chordata, Actinopteri, Salmoniformes, Salmonidae. The record is from RefSeq and is a predicted model, not a curated record. Gene Ontology annotation, molecular function: protein binding. The coding region runs from base 5 to 319 and encodes 104 amino acids. The transcript has 4 exons. Gene Ontology annotation, cellular component: cilium.
GCGCAUGCGUUCCUCGAUGUAUACCAAGGCACAAAAGUGGCGCUAUAUCGUUUCAACCUCUACUCAGGACUCCAGUGGUAUGUCCAUGAGUUUGUUGGCAGCAGCAGGGGGACAGGAUGACACCCUGAGGCUGCUGAUAAAGAAGGGGGUGAAGGGGAACGGACGGCAGAAGAACGGCACCACUGCCCUAAUGCACACUGCAGAGAAGAACUUCCUGACCACAGUUGCUAUCCUCCUGGAGGCAGGGUCCUAUGUCAACGCUCAGACACUGGGAGGAGAGACGGCCCUGAUGAAGGCUCCUGGGCGGUCCUUUAUCUGAACGUCAUCAGUAGAGAGUCCUUUUGAGGACGAACAAAAUGGCCGGAGCGGAUUGAGUGACGGUUGCAAGACUCAUAGGACUGUGGUCCAAUUUCUCCCCCUAUUGCAUGUUUGUUUUAACUCCCCCUCAUCGAUUGAAAAUAAAUGGACUUUAUGAAU